AGAAACAGCGCGAGCUCCGCCCGCUGCGUUUGCCGUCCCCAACUUUCCAAAGGGUAUUUCCGGUUCCGGCUGCCGGCUGGGGAAGACAUGGCGGUGUCUGCGUCGGCACCUGCAGGGGAGGAAGACUGGGUUCUUCCCUCUGAAGUUGAAGUGUUAGAGUCCAUCUAUCUGGAUGAACUACAGGUGAUUAAAGGAAAUGGCAGAUCUUCACCAUGGGAGAUCUUCAUCACUCUGCACCCUGCCACUGCAGAGGACCAGGAUUCGCAGUAUGUCUGCUUCACUCUGGUGCUUCAAGUCCCAGUGCAGUAUCCCCAUGAGGUGCCAGGGAUCUCUAUCCGGAACCCCCGAGGACUCUCAGAUGAACAGAUUCACAAGAUCUCACAGACACUGGGUCACAUGGCCAAGGCAGGGCUGGGUACUGCCAUGCUCUAUGAACUCAUUGAGAAAGGGAAGGAAAUUCUCACAGACAACAACAUCCCCCACGGCCAGUGCGUCAUCUGCCUCUAUGGUUUCCAGGAGAAGGAAGCCUUUACCAAAACGCUGUGUUACCACUAUUUCCACUGCCACUGCCUUGCUCGGUAUAUCCAGCAUAUGGAGCAAGAGCUGAAAGCUCAAGAAGAAGAGCAAGAACAGGAACGGCACCAUGCUGCCACCAAAGAGACGGCAAUCGGUGUGCAGUGUCCAGUAUGCAGAGAGCCACUCGUGUAUGAUCUUGAGUCACUGAAAGCAGCCCCUGAACCCCAGCAGCCCAUGGAGCUGUAUCAACCCAGUGCAGAAAGCUUGCGCCAGCAGGAGGAGCUCAAGCGACUCUACCAGAAGCAACAGGCGCGGGGCGGCAUCAUUGACCUUGAGGCCGAGCGGAAGCGGUAUUUCAUCAGCCUUCAGCAGGCUUCUGCCCCUCUGGAACCCGAGGCAGCUGUAGAUGUCUCCAGAGGAUCCCACCCACCACCUAAUGCCCUUGCCACAGAACAGUCUACUUUCCCAGCUGCCCAGCCCACCCUGCCAGUCCCUUUGCCUGUGGCCACCCAGUACACAUGUGAAAAGAAACCAGGGACUGGGCCAAAUCAGCAGAAGUUGGGUGAGAACAAAAAAGCCAUGCUAGAUCCACCCCGGGCCAGUCAAGGGCCCUGGCGACAGCCCAGUCAGAGGCACCUAAAGGGAGGGGAGUUCUCUGUUCUCAGAGGUACCAGUGACACCCAAGAACUGCCACUUCCUGAGAGGCCCCUCAAGGAGCCUGUCGACCUUAAUCUGGAAUCACAGAAUCCAGUGGUUGAAGGUUCCACCCAAGAAAAAGGACCUGGCGGCUGGCAGGGCCCUCCACCCCACAGGACGAGAGACUGCACUCGCUGGGGGCGCUCUAAAGGCCGGACACCAGGCUCUUCCUACCCCCGCCUGCCUCGGGGCCAGGGAGCAUACCGGCCUGGCACUCGGUCUGCUCCUCGGAGGGAACCACUAGGUCUGGAAUCUGAGGAUGGUUCCUAGCAGUACUGUAGGGGGGACAGGGAGUUGGGGCUGGGAGGGGGACAAUAAAGACAUUUGGCCUUGUUUGCCUUUCUUUGCUUAGUAGUUCCUAGCUUGUGAGGUUUGUCCCUCUUUUUGCAUUGGCAUGAUUGGGGUAUGGCAGAGUAACCCCCUUUCAUCCUUUAGUCCAUUCCCCCAAGUGAUCAAGGCAAAAAGGGCUUUGACUUUUCCAGUAGUGUAAUGAGUUUCUGGAAAAACAGGUGGGAGGCUGAUGAAACAACAUAAUCCUUAAAGAGGCAAAAGUGUAGAGCCCAGUGGGUGUAUCCUCACAUUUAUACACUUCUUUUACUUGGUGGAUUGAACUCAAGGCCUUUGCAGUUGGCUGCGUCCCUGACACCCUGCUUCCAAACCCUCAGCUUCUUUUUUUGAGAAAGUGUUCCACUGAGUUGCCCAGGCAAACCUUGAAGUUGGCAUUCUCUUGACUCAGCCUCCCAGAGUGCUGGGAUUACAGGCGUACAUCUCCAUACCUGGCUGCACAUGUUUCUAAGGUGCCAUUAGACACCUUCAGUCUAGGGUCUCUUCCUCCCCUCUGCCACAGGCUGUGCCAUCAUCUGUACAGGUGGUGGCAUGACUGACCCUUCUCACCAUCUGUGAUUGCAGCCUCUGCAGUCACAGCACAGCAAGGGAAGAAGGGAAGUCAGACCAAGGCAGAGUGGCAAGUAUUUAUUGAUUUCUUCAGAAAGGAGAGCUGAGCAUGGCCUGGCCAUUUACCUCAGGGACUCAGCAUUAUGAAUUGCCCCUGCAGGGUCAUUUUUAUACAGCAUGAAGUAGCCCUGCACCUGGGCAGGACUAAUCUGGGUUGUAGCUUGAAGGACACGUUCUGCAAAAGUCUCAGCCAAGGAAGGUGCUUGCCCCGGAUAGAACCUCUGGAACAUCUGUACCAGCUGCCAGUGUGAGCAGUAGCCCACGUACUCCUUCAUAUCUACUCGCCCAGGGCGUAUCAGGGCAGGGUCCAGCCUAGGAGGAGAAAUACAGUUACAAGCAACAGCCCCGAUGGCACCCCCCAAAACAAUGAUCACUUCUACCUCCUGAUACUCCCAAGAUGCAAAGCGACUGGAGUCUUGCCUCACUCCUUACCUGUCAACAUGGUUCGUGGUCAUGAACACAAUGCGUGCCUCGGUAGACGCCACACCAUCCAAUGCAUUGAGCAGCCCACUGAAAGUGAGACGACCUAGACCUUGGUACUUCACAGGGUCUGGAGGAAGACAGGAGAAGCUGAGUGCUUACAGCACUGCUCAGAAUGAACAUGGUCGCCCUACUCCACCGUGCCUUACACUGGCAACCCAAGUGUCCUCCAUCAACCUUCUGGAUUUUAACUCUCCUCCUGUCCUCAUUUAGAACUCCUUACCCCCCACCCCCACCCCCAGCACGUUCACUUACUCUCUGCAGCCAGGUCUCGACUGAGAAAAGCGGCAUCCACAUCUUCCAGUAGCACCAGGCUCUGCUGCGGGGCCACACUCAGCAGGUGGUUGAGCCGGUCAUCAGACAGGCUAGAGUCCGUGAGACUCAGCAGACAGAUGCUGUGUUCCAGUUCUCCAGCCAGGGCUGUG
This is a messenger RNA of Cavia porcellus (domestic guinea pig), 3071 nucleotides long. It is a transcript of the gene Rnf25, whose product is annotated as ring finger protein 25. Gene Ontology annotation, biological process: protein ubiquitination. The record is from RefSeq and is a predicted model, not a curated record. Gene Ontology annotation, cellular component: nucleus. Gene Ontology annotation, molecular function: protein binding; ubiquitin protein ligase activity. NCBI's taxonomy places the organism in Eukaryota, Metazoa, Chordata, Mammalia, Rodentia, Caviidae. The transcript is spliced from 10 exons. Bases 88 to 1482 code for a protein of 464 amino acids.